Messenger RNA from Aspergillus alliaceus, 1788 nucleotides. RefSeq names its product ferric reductase family protein. Lineage: Eukaryota; Fungi; Ascomycota; Eurotiomycetes; Eurotiales; Aspergillaceae. Gene Ontology annotation, biological process: intracellular iron ion homeostasis; iron ion transport; copper ion import. The record is from RefSeq and is a predicted model, not a curated record. Gene Ontology annotation, cellular component: plasma membrane. Gene Ontology annotation, molecular function: ferric-chelate reductase activity. The transcript has 4 exons. The coding region runs from base 124 to 1710 and encodes 528 amino acids.
GGUCAUCAUUUGUGGCUGUUCUGUACCAUAUAAACAUUCUCCUUUGGACGCUAUCCCUCUACAAUUCACUUUUUGUUGUUUGACCGUCUUGGCCUAUUACUUUUUGCCCCCUUACCACGCAUCAUGGAUGCAUUGGCUAUUUAUGCUAUCACCGCUGGCGGUAUCCUUGUCGGUCUUUUUCUGACCCGAACUCUCUCGAUCAUCGCCAGCUGGUCAAAUUUGUUUUCUGUGCUAUAUUCUCGGCAUCUGAGUCUCCCCUUUGUUGUUCAUAGGCAUCGGCUCUGGGGUCCCUGGACCCGAGCUAGCCUUUUUCUCCAUAUAUCGUAUAUUGCAGUUAAUAUCUUUCUCGUCUUCUUCCAUACGCAAUCGUUGACUGAUGCCGGCCGUCGGGCAGGAGAGCUAGCCCUGAUCAACUUGAUUUUCCCUUUAUCUACGAUCCACCUAAGUUAUCUCGCUGACUUACUAGGCAUUACUUGGCGGGCAUGUUGCAGAAUUCACCGUGCCACCGGCUGGGUGGCUAUAGCCAUGCUGUUGUUCCACAUUGUUGCAACAGUUCAGGCGCGGGAAUUUACUUUUCCGUUCCGUGAAUUGCCAAAUCUCUUUACAGUGCUUGGGGCUACCUCGCUGGGUGUCCUUGCUCUGCUUGCGAUACGAUGGUUUCGUCGGUGGUCAUAUGAGAUCUUUCUCCGAAGCCAUCAAAUCCUUACGGGGCUCUUCGUCUAUGGCACCUGGCAACAUCUAGCUCAGCGACGUUCCCCUAGAAUCUACCUCCUCGUUGCAUUAGGCAUUUCUAGUCUCACGUCUUUCUUACAACUGAUAACCUUUUUGUAUCGCAACGGGCUACUAGCGGGCCGCGGCUGUCCUAGAGCCGUCGUGUCAUUUAGUGUGAAGGAAUCUGAGGAGGAAGGUACUGCUGCAACAGCGAUCCGGAUUCGAAUUUUCCUACCUCGAUCCGUGAAGGUGCAAGCUGGACAAUAUAUCAACCUCUGGAUGCCGUCGGUCAGUCUACGGUCAUGGAUGCAGACACACCCUUUCACCGUCACAUCGUGGUCUAGAGAUAGACAAGAUACCAUGGAAUUUCUCGUGCAGCCACGCCAUGGCUUAACCGCGGAUCUUCUUCGCCACGCUCCCUCGGCUGCAGAGAGCUCGGUUUCUUUCUUAGCAUUCUUUACUGGUCCUCAUGGAAUUAGUGAGCAUGUUGACCAAUACGAAAGCGCCUUGGUGGUCGCUAGUGGAUUUGGGAUUGCCACAGCAAUUCCAUACUUGAAAAAAAUGAUCUACGGCUAUAACACCUGCACCUCACAGGUUCGCCGGCUGCAUUUGGUCUGGCAGGUAGAGUCAAUUGGUGAGAUCAUUGCAGCUCAGGGUCUGCUCAACAAUCUCUUGAAGGACGACAUCAUGGAUGAAGGCUAUAUACUCAACAUCUCCAUUUACGUCUCGAGCGGCCUUGAGCAGAACAAAGUACCCUUCGGUCAGCACAAACGAGUGUUUCUUUACCAGGGCAUACCAGAUUAUCGAAAUGUAAUCUCGCUUGAGGCAUCCGGAGACCAGAUUGAGAGAUUGCCCAACAUCCGAGACGAGCAGGGCCGAACACUGGUGAUGGUUUCCACAACCGAUGAACUUCGGGACCAUAUACGGGAGACGGUACGGGAACACCUCCACCAGGGGGUAAAGCUUUCAGAGCUGGAGUACCAGCCCAAUGCAGGUUGAGAGCACUGUGAAACGCAUCCCACUGCUGAAUUAGGCCUAAAUCGUUGGAGCGGGGCGUGAACUGGGUGGAGAUGAUUG